Messenger RNA from Ilyonectria robusta, 2733 nucleotides. RefSeq lists its product as uncharacterized. NCBI's taxonomy places the organism in Eukaryota, Fungi, Ascomycota, Sordariomycetes, Hypocreales, Nectriaceae. The transcript has 3 exons. The record is from RefSeq and is a predicted model, not a curated record. Bases 1 to 2733 code for a protein of 910 amino acids. Gene Ontology annotation, molecular function: protein binding.
AUGGCUUCGUACUAUGCUUAUUGCGCCCUGUGCGGUGCCCUCGCCCGAGAUCCCUCCCACCUCAACCACGACCAUGCAAACUUCAACCUCGAGGACCCCCCCUUCAGCAGUACCUCGUGGUCUGGCGACGUGAGGAUCAUCGGGGAAAACGUCAACUCGGCCUGUUCUGACAGGGUCUUCUUCUCCGGCCGCGCGAGAGCCUUGGAGUAUAAGGACUUCAUCGUCGAACCCGGCGAUGAUCCUCGGUUCCCCGGCUUCGAGGAAGCCAUCUUUACCACGUAUUGUUGGUCCAAGACACAGCAGCUGUUCGUCCCAGUCCAUGCAGACUGCUACGAAGUCUUGACCAGAGUCCUGGCGGACCGUCCCAUCGACCUGGAGGUGCUCUACAGAGUCUUCAAGUCACGCCUUCGAUUUGGGAAUACACGGUCGAACUCGUUGCAGAUGGACUACGGACCCAUCCGACAGUACAUGGAAAUGUGGUCAAGGCAACGCCACAUCGACGGCUUCGACACCUUUGAAUCGUCACCUGCCUCGACUUUGAAAGCCGAGCGCCACUACCGUUCCUUGACCCGUCCACCUUCGACAAAGCUACUCCCAAGCACCAUACCCAUGAAGGAAGCCACCGGGUGCCCAGACGGCUUCGCCAAGUUGGCACCCGAACUCCUCCUUCGGAUCAUGGAGAACCUCGACGGACGCUCGGUCUGCAGUUUGAGAGCUGCCUCCAGGCCAGCCGCCCGAGUUGUCCUGAACAACCGCUUCUGGAAGACAAUGAUUCGGAACGACAUGCCCUGGAUCUACGACCUUCCCCUGCUUGAAGAGGAUGGCCCGAGUUAUCUCGCCGACUGGAAGGUCAUGUACACGCAGCUGCAGCAGAGUGCCACCCUCCGCCACCCUCGCAGGCACAAUACCCUUGCGAACAGGAAGCGGAUAUGGAGUCUGUGCCGUGGCAUCGCCACAGACUAUCUCGCUCUCCUGGAAGAAAAACACCGGGAUGGAACAGCACCCCCGGACACGGUGAUUGACGCCAUAUCAUCAUUCAUGCCGCGAAUGACCCUCCCGGAACCUCGGGAAAUAACUUCAGUGACUGUGAGCCUCAUCGACAGCUACAAUGAGUUACACUACAAGGAGCCAAUCUUCUCGGUUACUUGGUCACCCUCUGGGGAUCUUGUAGGGCUGGGUGUCGUCGAGGACCCCUCGGAGCCUGUGGGGUUACUCCAUCGCCGAGAACUACUGCGGAUUCCACCCAACGAUUGGCUGACUGGCUUCGUCGUGACUACUCGGGGUAGUGGUACGCGUGGGGGACCUGCCAGUCGCAGAAUCGUCGGGCUCCAGAGUCUCUAUACCGCCCAUAACCCCGUCCAACAUGGCCAGUCCGAGGGAGAUCAGCGCCUCAUACACGUGUACCCCGACCACUUCGUUGUUGGCUUCUUCCUUCGCAUCUCAGCGGACACGGGCGUCUUGGAGAACCUGGCUGUCCUGCAACAGCCGAUUUACAAGGCGCCGGAGUUGGCACACGAUCGUCUUCUGGGCAAACACUAUGGUCCCUACAGCGAACUGGCCACCCAGUGCCUGUGGAAGAACCGACUUCCGCCGCCCAAUGUUGAAAGCUACGUGUCGACGCCUGCAGCAUGGCACCGGAGCAUGGACCUUCGCCCCAUGGAGAUGUUCUUCUUCGGAGACUCCGAACAGCGGCUCGAAAACAUCGUUGCCAUAUCUGGCGAUGUCGGGUUGCGAAGGUUCCAAAUCAACUAUGCCGAUGGUUCAUCUAGAGCCAUUGGGUCGAAGGGCAGUGCCUUGAAGACUAUGUUAAUCGAUGGGCGGGGAGGUGAACGAAUCGUCUUCAUGUCUUGGCAGACUGGCGGCAAUUCACCAGGCAUGCGCUUCGUCACAAGCAAUGAUCGCCAGUUGGUCCUCGGAUGGCCAACCGAAAUGAAGACAGUCCACAAGCAUUCGGAAUCGAUGAGGCCGCAGGGCACCGCAUUGGUUGGCCUUUUUUGUCGCUGGAGUGACGGAUCUACUGCCGAUGAUAUUCACCCUCUUUUCGUACCCGACCCCGCAUGUGAUCCGGAUAUAGAUGAAGGUAGUCUAUGGGAUGGAAACGUGCUGUAUUGGGAGCCAAAGGAAUUACCGGAAUCGAAACGUCGUGUUGGACCGGCCUACGGCUGGGCGCCCGACUAUGGGGACAACAUUCCGACAUCAGAUCAUAUCCCCUCGCUAUCCUGGCUGGACUGCGAAAAGCCUCUGGAAAGCGUUGGGGUGAUUCUGUAUCAAUGGGGCGCUUUCCCCAAGAUGCCAAUCGUUUCCAUGGUCUUCAAGUACGCGGACGGACACGACAUUACUCUUGGUCCAAGAUCCUUCCCCUUGCCUCCGGACAGAUGGACACCGGACAGCUGUCGGGGCAGGUCUGACCGGGGAGAAUAUGGGCAAGACACAUGGCACUUGGGAGGGUCCAAAGUGAGAUCAUUGCGCGUGUGGUGGAACGAGCGUGACUGGGUCAAGGCGAUCCAGAUGACGUCGGAGAACGGGUUGACAAGUACGAGAUGGGGAUCUGUCGCGCAGGGAGACACAGGUUCUGAGAUAUUAUUCUCACAUGGGCGCGCAUCUGGCUUCGUUGUCUGCAUGACUUCUGCUAUUGGCGACGGGGUGCGGUUCGGCACGACCAUCUGUGGGAUCCAGGCCCUGCGCAAUCGCGACGUGGCUGGGGAGGUCUUUGAGGUGAUGGAAUUGGAAUGA